This is a messenger RNA of Selaginella moellendorffii, 1184 nucleotides long. RefSeq names its product 2-methoxy-6-polyprenyl-1,4-benzoquinol methylase, mitochondrial. The transcript is spliced from 6 exons. The record is from RefSeq and is a predicted model, not a curated record. Lineage: Eukaryota; Viridiplantae; Streptophyta; Lycopodiopsida; Selaginellales; Selaginellaceae. The coding region runs from base 32 to 967 and encodes 311 amino acids. Gene Ontology annotation, molecular function: methyltransferase activity. Gene Ontology annotation, biological process: ubiquinone biosynthetic process. Gene Ontology annotation, cellular component: mitochondrion.
GCCCGGGAUUUUAGGGUUCUUGGACAGGGGCAUGAGGGGGGCGCUCCUGCGAGCUGCCACCGGGAAGGCGUUGCGCGCUCGCUGGAUCCACAGCGAGAGAUCCAGCUCUGGCGUCGCGAAUUUCGGAUUUAGGGAAGUUCCAGAGGAUGAGAAGGCGGGGAUGGUUGGGGCGGUUUUCAGCAGCGUAGCUUCCAAUUAUGAUCUCAUGAAUGAUAUCAUGAGUGGAGGGCUUCAUCGGCUCUGGAAGGACAGAUUAGUCUCGGAGCUUCAACCAUUUCCGGGCAUGCAACACCUCGAUGUUGCUGGUGGAACAGGAGACAUUGCGUUUCGCGUCUUAGACACGAUUUAUUCCAAGGAACAACGCAGUCCACAGAAAAAGGAAGUAAACGAGAAAGAAGUGGUCGACGAAACGCGAGUCUACGUGUGUGAUAUCAAUGCAUCGAUGCUCGAUGUGGGAAGGCAGCGAGCCAAAACAAGGGGUGAGCCAGGAAUUUCCGUUUGUGGACAAAUCCGAUUUAAGUUCGUGAUGGUGAAAGCAGGUCUUGGAGAGCUGCCAUCGCUUGUAUGGGUCGAAGGCGAUGCGGAGGCUCUCACUUUCGCUGACGACUCCAUGGAUGGCUACACCAUCGCAUUCGGUAUUAGAAACGUGACUCACAUUGACAAGGCUCUCAGGGAAGCUCAUAGGGUGCUAAAACGCGGUGGAAGAUUUCUCUGCCUGGAGCUCAGCCAUGUCGAGACGCCAAUCUUCAAACAAAUCUACGACUUCUACUCGUUCUCAGUAAUACCGGCAAUCGGGCAAAUGGUUGCGAAGGACCGGAACUCGUAUCAAUACCUGGUUGAGAGCAUUAGAAAGUUCCCAAAACAGGAUGACUUUGCGAGAAUGAUCAUCAACGCGGGCUUCUCCAACGUGCAAUACGAGAACUUAGUGCAGGGAGUUGUGGCAAUACACUCUGGAUUCAAGCUUUGAUAUUUUCUAGACAAAGUUUUGGAAUAGUCGAUUAGAUUUUAUUUACGUUAGAGACGACUGUUAAGGGACAAAAAUUCGUGGAUCUCGAGAAAUUCUCUGGCCAUGGGUGGAACUGGUCUCCAAUUCUUGGAGAGCUGCUGGAGUGAUGGCUGCUCUACCCUGUUUUACAUACAACAAUUGUUGUUGAAGAAGUCACAAUGUAGAGGAGCAUGAAAUA